AUGAACAACAUUAACGCCGUGACGGCGGGUGCAGGUGGCGCAGGGGGGCCAAUGCAGCAGGGACCGAACAUGAAUAGCAGUAUGAACAAUUGCAAUCAGGUGUUCAUGAACAUGGGCUCGAAUGCGCCGUCGUCGAAUACGAAUUCUCAAGUGGGUCUGGGUGGAAACAUGAUGAACAACCCGAUGAACAAUUUCGGAACAAAUAGCAACAGUACGAUGCUGAUGGGUCAAACGAUGUUGAACAACGCAGGUGGAGGCUCGCAACAAACACUUAACAACAUUUACGGUGUUGACACAUCACGUUUUGGAUGAAGAAGAUCAAUGACCAAUUAUAGUAAUGUUCUAGUUUGUGUUCAGUUGAUUCAUCUCGCCACCAGGCAUCAUAGGCAUCAUAGAAUUCUUUAUGGAGAUAGUUUAUUAUCUUUAGUAUCUACCUUCAUGCGGCGCUUAAUUCGUUUUAGCAGAUAGGAGGAUACUUGGUGAUAAUUACCCUUUUCUCUUUUCUAUCUUCCUCUGGUCUUUCUUUUUUCUAGUCAGGUCUGCUCCAACACAAUUCAAUAUCUACCUUCACUUUCGCUAAUAACUUCUUGUUUAUCAUUAUCUUCAUAUUUGAUUAACAGCAAGCUGCAGCUCGAAGUCAUUUACAUUUUCCUAGUACCUUCAUUGUGCGCCACAUGGGAACAACCCUGGCGCUGGAAUGGCACAAUUGGCAGGUACAAAUAUGAGUAAGGGUUUCAGCGCUCCGCCAACAAUGACCUCGGUUAUGACGACAGCCUCUAUGAAUCAGACAGGUAUUGGAGGUAACAUGUCGAUGUCAAGCGGGCAGUCUUCACAAACGGGAACGACUACAGGUGGACAUCAGAUGAACAAUAUGAACUCGACGAUGUCAGGAGCAAUGUCCUCCUCAAUACAACAAACCACCUCCGCAUCUACCGCCGGACUAGUCAACAAUAUGCUUCCACCUACUAGUACUUCUACCGCAAAUGGUCUACUUUCGUGUACUUCUGCGAGUCAUGGUGGCGUGAUUCCACCUGGUUGUGUCGGUGCUGCUGGUUUAGUACCUUCUGGGCAACAGCAGCAGAACAAUAAUGCGGGGUUCUUACUGCGAACUACGUCUCAAAGUAGUGGUAUGAGUGGUCCACCACAGAUGAUGAACAACCCUGGACAACCGGGUAAUGUUAACGGAGCUGCUGCGCCAUCAAGUAGUGGUAACAACUUCAACAAUAUGGCAA
Messenger RNA from Amoebophrya sp. A25, 1232 nucleotides. The record is from the annotation of a GenBank genome assembly. NCBI's taxonomy places the organism in Eukaryota, Dinophyceae, Syndiniales, Amoebophryaceae.